AUGCGCCGCUGCUGCCCUGCUCUCUGCACCAGCCCCGGCAGCCGCCCCGGCACCCCUCGCCCCGCCGCUACCGCCAUCGCCGCCCCUCUCCCGCCCGCCGCCGCCGUGUCCCGCCCGCCGCUCCUGGUGCUGGUGCUGCUGCAGCGCCGCCCCGCGCCGCCCGCUCCUGCGCCUCCGCCGCACAAGAUGGCGGCCGGUGGGAGCGGCGGGGGCCCCGGGGGCCUCUCCUCCUCCUGCCCGCAGCCGCCGCCGCCACCGCCGGGCAACGGUGCGGCCGCCGCCGCCGCCUGCACCAACGGCGCUCCCCCGUCGCCUCCCGGCCUCACUUACAAUCAGUGCGGCGCUGCCAACCCGGCGGCGAGCAGCGGCGGCGGCGGCGGCGCGGGGGGCCCGGCGGCUGCUGCUGCUGCUGCUGCUGCUGCGGGGGCGGCGGGGGCGGGCGGCUCCGGCGGGGCGCUGCAGCGGGAGCCGGUCUAUAACUGGCAGGCGACGAAGCCGACGGUGCAGGAGCGGUUUGCCUUCCUCUUCAACAACGAGGUGCUCAGCGACGUCCACUUCCUGGUGGGGAAGGGCCGCGGCUCGCAGCGCAUCCCGGCGCACAGGUUUGUGCUGGCUGUGGGCAGCGCAGUCUUCGAUGCAAUGUUCAAUGGGGGAAUGGCCACAACUUCUACAGAGAUUGAGCUGCCUGACGUGGAGCCUGCUGCCUUCCUGGCUCUGCUGAAGUUCCUUUACUCAGAUGAAGUUCAGAUUGGCCCAGAGACUGUGAUGACAACUCUGUACACAGCUAAAAAAUAUGCAGUGCCCGCCCUGGAGGCUCACUGUGUGGAGUUCCUGAAGAAGAACCUCCGAGCAGACAAUGCCUUCAUGCUGCUAACACAGGCAAGGCUCUUUGAUGAGCCUCAGCUGGCCAGCCUCUGCCUGGAGAACAUUGACAAGAACACAUCUGAUGCCAUCAACGCUGAGGGCUUUACAGACAUUGAUCUGGACACCCUGGUUGCAGUGCUGGAGAGGGACACCCUGGGGAUCCGGGAGGUUCGUUUGUUUAACGCAGUGGUUCGCUGGGCGGAGGCGGAGUGUCAGCGGCAGCAGCUUCAGGUGGUUCCAGAGAACAAGAGGAAGGUCCUGGGCAAGGCUCUUUCCCUUAUCCGCUUCCCACUGAUGACUAUUGAGGAGUUUGCAGCAGGGCCGGCGCAGUCGGGGAUCCUGACGGACCGGGAGGUGGUCAGCCUCUUCCUGCACUUCACUGUCAACCCCAAGCCGCGGGUGGAGUUCAUCGAUCGGCCGCGCUGCUGCCUGCGGGGCAAGGAGUGCAGCAUCAGCCGCUUCCAGCAGGUGGAGAGCCGCUGGGGCUACAGUGGGACGAGUGACAGGAUCAGGUUCUCUGUCAACAAGAGGAUCUUCGUGGUUGGGUUUGGGCUCUAUGGAUCCAUCCACGGCCCCACGGAUUACCAAGUGAACAUCCAGAUCAUCCACACGGACAGCAACACAGUGCUGGGGCAGAACGACACCGGCUUCAGCUGCGACGGCUCCUCCAGCACCUUCCGCGUCAUGUUCAAGGAGCCUGUCGAGAUCCUCCCCAACGUCAACUACACAGCCUGUGCCACUCUGAAGGGUCCAGAUUCGCACUACGGAACCAAAGGGCUGCGCAAAGUGAUCCACGAGUCGCCGACCAGCGGCGCCAAGACCUGCUUCACCUUCUGCUACGCCGCAGGCAACAACAACGGCACCUCGGUGGAGGAUGGACAGAUCCCAGAGAUCAUCUUCUACACAUAGUGCAGCUGCCAGCUGCCCCUUAGACUCUUCCUCCUCUUCCCCCUCGCCUCCCGAACGAAACUUCUUGGCUGAGUUCGACCGCAGCGAGCGGAGCUGCCCUGGCUGAAGGUCUCUCACUUCCAAACCAUUUCCCAGCUCGUCCUCUGCCUCGUGCUGGUGGUGAUUCUGCUGCUGUCCCCUACCAGAGCAACUCGGUGCCAGGGCAGCUGGUACCCCAGUACCAUUCGUAGGUUGUCUGUGGCUGUCGUCUCUCACUCCCCCCCCUCGUUAACCCCACCCUAAGGCGAUGCAUUUCCUGGACUGUAAUGAAUGUAGAAGCUUUUCCCCACCAGCCAGAAGCAUGGAAAGGAGUGGCUCUGGUUGUGGUUCUGCUUGCUGUGAGGAGAUGAUGCUGCAAAGAGACUCAAGCCCAGGCUGCUGUGGCCCAGCCUCUUCUGCUCUGGCUCAGCAGCUGAGGUGGUGCCAGUGGGCACCGUGCCCAGCCCCGUCCCUGCUGCCAGCCAUGGCCCCCAGGGCUGCCUUUGAACACUUGUGGCAAGUGGCCUUGUACCCCAGGGCUGCACCAUGCCAGCUCCGCAGGGGCUUGAGGAACACAUCCAACCUGGAGCACCUCUGAAGAGACUGCAGCCCUCUCAUGUCCUCCUCACCCAUCUGUGACAAUCCUGCACCUGGGGCAGUUGGUGAUGCCACAGUGACCUCCCCCACGGGGCCUGGCUGGGCAGGCUCUGCCCUGCCCUCCUUCUGUUGGGGCCUGGUGGUGCUGCCUCAGCCUCUGGCAUGUUCCAGGUGAUGGGAGGGGUCAGAAAGGCCUCUUGCAGUGCCCAGGGGCAGGUACCUGCACUGGUGGGUCCUGUGCCCAUCAGUGCCCAGGGUGCAUCAGCUGGAGCCAGCAGGGGCCUCGCCUUGCCCAGCCCCUCUGUGCUCCUCUGCUGCUGCUCUUCCCACCCACUUUCCAAUGCAUUUUUCUCUCUCCCUGCAUUGCUGCCCCAGCCUGAGCCUGCUGCAGAGCAGGGAGAGAGGCUGUGCUGCAGCUGCCUGCUUGCAGCAGCUGGAGGAGGCUUUGUGACACAGGGCAGGAGAGCAGGGAGGGCUCUGUGCUUGCUGUGUGCUUGCACAGCCUGCCCAGAGCAGGAGGAGGAUGGAGUUACAGACACCACCUGUCCUGGGGCCCUUCAGCUCUUACCUGGUACAGUUGCUGCUCCCUGUAAGCAGCUCCAGCUCAGCAGGAGGAGGGGGGUGGCUCCUUAUGGCUGCCCACCCAGCCCCACACUCGCUGCCUGCUGGUGAAGACCAUUUCCUACUCUUCCUCCUCCUCCACAGGGGAAGUUAUAAUCAAAGCCCUGCAGAGCAGUGGGGCCAGAGCCCUCCUGGAGCCUGCUCAGGACUCACUGCAGGGUUGGUGCUGCUCAGAGCUGAGGCCCAGCCCUGCCACACCUCCUCUCUGGGCAGGCAGAGCUGUUGGAACUCACCAGGCAGCAGCUGCCACUGCACGGAGCUGCUCAGAGCUGGAACCUGCUCGGCCUCGGUGCCUGCUCCCCCGCUGGGGCAUAGAUGUCUCCUCCUCCGUGGGGCCCUGCCCGUGGUGGGUGGCUGCUGGGUGUCCCCUCCCCCACCGUGCAGCACUGCCCGGGGCAGGAGCAGCCUCCACCUCCUAACCAGUAGCUAUUAGUGUCCAUAGUGUGUUCCCUUCCCUAGGAAGCCGUUGUCAGAUGUGUUUAUUGUCAGCCUGCUUCGAGGUAGGACGUUCUGAACAAGGCCAGUACACAGCAAGAGACUGAAACACAAAAA
This is a messenger RNA of Indicator indicator, 3561 nucleotides long. It is a transcript of the gene BTBD2, whose product is annotated as BTB domain containing 2. Lineage: Eukaryota; Metazoa; Chordata; Aves; Piciformes; Indicatoridae. The record is from RefSeq and is a predicted model, not a curated record. Gene Ontology annotation, molecular function: protein binding. The coding region runs from base 1 to 1773 and encodes 590 amino acids. The transcript has 9 exons. Gene Ontology annotation, biological process: neurogenesis. Gene Ontology annotation, cellular component: P-body; cytosol.